GAUAAAUGCGAUAAUCAAAGUCUUAAAAAUAAAACAGUUGCUUGUUAACAGCUAAAUAUUUAUUGAAAUUAAUCCGCCUGUAUAAAGCAAUUUGAUAAAAAGUUUAAACAAUCAAUAAAUUAACGCUUACAAAAGUUUCAUGUGCAAUACACAAGCUUUUAUUCUAACUUCCGGAAUGCAAAUGGGUCCAGUGGAAACACAGGUAAUAAUAACUCGUAUCUAUUUUAUUUGCGCUAUUUUAGUGACAGACUAUUCGUCAUUUUUUCUAAAAUGAUAGCACGUGCGGUGAUUUACAAGUGUGACAAGUAGGGGUUAUAACAAGCGCCGUUAUUAUCGUUUUUAUGUUAUGUGCGUUGAGCACUUAAUCACAGCUAGACAUUUCACAGUAUGUGCAUACGUGCAUAUGCAUAUAUGCGAAACGGGUAUAUAACAAAGCGACAACAAAACGGAUGCCGCAAUCAAGUAGUAAAAGCCGAGCACGACGGACAAUACUCCUUGCAACGAUCUUAUUCACGGAAAAUGAACAUGUACUCGCUGGACUACGAUGUGCCGGAAGCACCAUGUUCGUCGCCCUUCCCGGUAAACGGACUCUCAUUGACCGAUGUCUGCAACGGCAAUUCUGCCACUUUGUUUCUGUCUAUGGUGAACAUGUUAGCUGCCUAUAGCCCAAUAAUUAACGGAAUGUGCGAGCGAAUCACGCCUAUCAAGAGGCCGCAAUUUAUUUACGACUUCAUUGUCGUUGGAGGUGGUGCAGCCGGAUCAGUCGUAGCCGCUAGACUGAGUGAAAUUGAGAACUGGAACGUGCUUCUUGUAGAAGCUGGACCAGACGAGUUACCUGGCAUGCAAAUACCGAGCAACCUUCAACUCUAUCUCAACACCGAACUGGAUUGGAAUUAUAAAACCACGAAUGAAUCGUACGCGUGCUUACGAUAUAAUGGCAGUUGCAGCUGGCCGAGAGGUAAAAAUCUCGGAGGAUGCUCUUCCCAUCACGGUAUGGCGUAUCAUCGAGGCCACGCGAAAGAUUAUGACAGAUGGGUGGAAAUGGGAAACGCGGGAUGGUCGUGGAAAGACGUGUUGCCGUAUUUCUUUAAAUCAGAAAACAAUAAAGAAAUUGGAAGGGUCAGGGCAGAAGAUCAUGCUACUGGAGGUCCAAUGACGGUCGAAAGAUUCCCCUGGCAGCCGCAAUUCGCUUGGGACAUAUUGACGGCUGCAGAGGAAACAGGUUUAGGAGUCAGCGAGGACUUAGUGGGCCAGAAUAUCACGGGUUUUACCGUGGCACAAACAAUCAGCAGAAAUGGCGUCAGACUUAGUGCCGCCAGAGCUUAUCUAUGGCCAAACAGGAAUCGCAAAAAUCUGCACGUGGCUCUAAACGCGAUCGUAACGAAAGUCAAUACGAUGAAAAGUUUAUCAAAAGUAAAAACCGUGGGAAUCACUUUCAUUAUGAACGGCCGGCAAUACAACGUAAAAGCGAAAAAGGAAGUGAUUCUUACGGCUGGCGCUAUAAAUUCGCCUCAGCUUUUGCUCCUAUCAGGUAUCGGGCCGAAGGAACAUCUAGAUUCCAUGAAAAUUCGCACGGUCGUCGAGCUGCCGGGAGUCGGUAAAAAUCUUCACAACCAUGCGUCAUACGGCGUGGACUUCAGUCUCAAUGAGACGCAUAUAAAUGAACUAAAUCUGGACAAUGCCGAUACAUAUUUAUACAAUCAAACUGGCCCGUUAUCGUCUACGGGAUUGGCCCAGGUUACCGGUAUACUAGCGUCCAACUACACUACCGCUGAUGAUCCGGACAUUCAAUUCUUUUUCGCUGGCUAUCAAGCCAUUUGCAAUACAGGUGGUAGAAUUGAGGACUUGAAAAUGUACGAUAACAAACAAACUGUUAGGUUUAUCGCCGUAAAUAUUCAAACAUUAAGUAGAGGACGACUAAUGCUGGCCUCAAAAAAUCCUUUAAGUCCUCCGAUCAUUUGGAGCAAUGAUUUAGCGCAUCCGCAAGAUCGAUCGAUUAUUUAUCAGGGUAUUCAGUAUAUCUUCAAGCUAUCACAAGCAGAAACGAUGAAAAAAUACAAUCUAAAGAUGAUAGAUGCAAUUAUCCCAGAAUGCGAACAAUAUAAAAAAAAUGGAGAAAUGAAUUAUGAGUAUUGGGAUUGCAAAUUCCAAUACGAUACCAGGCCCGAAAAUCAUCAGGCCGGGACUUGCAAAAUGGGUUCCUCUUCGGAUUCCAUGGCUGUCGUUAAUCCAGCUCUCAAAGUUUAUGGGAUAGAUGGUUUAAGAGUGGCCGAUGCUUCCAUUAUGCCACAGAUGAUUUCCGGUAAUCCUGUUGCCUCGAUCAAUAUGAUCGGUGAAAGAGUCGCUGAUUUCAUCAAGAACGAUUACAAAGUGAUCAACAAUUAAAUAAAGAUUAUGUAAAUUGCCUUUUAAUACCAAAGAAUUAGAUGUAGAAUUAGAUGUAGAAUAGUUUUUAUUUCCACGUUAUGUUUUUUGUAAGUA
Acromyrmex echinatior (Panamanian leafcutter ant) is the source of this 2481-nucleotide messenger RNA. RefSeq names its product glucose dehydrogenase [FAD, quinone]. The record is from RefSeq and is a predicted model, not a curated record. NCBI's taxonomy places the organism in Eukaryota, Metazoa, Arthropoda, Insecta, Hymenoptera, Formicidae. Gene Ontology annotation, molecular function: flavin adenine dinucleotide binding; oxidoreductase activity, acting on CH-OH group of donors.